UACCAUAAGAUAAUAUAAGAACACUAUAAACGCAAUGUUUUUACAAAAUUUACAAAAAUAUACUAUGUUUUUGUAUUGCUGAAAAUACUAUAACAUAAUAGUGUAAUAAUAUUUAAUCGGAUUGAUCAAUCUAUAAGAAAAGAAAAAGAAAGGAAGAAAAAAAAGAUAAAUAGCUAAUUGUCAAGUCAUGAAUAUUAUAGUUAUUAGGAAAAAAAAAGAAGAUGAAUGUUAUAAGAAAAUUCUCUCCGGAAAACACUUAAAAAGAAAUAUUUCUUUCACACAUAUAUUAUUAUUAUUAUUAUUAUUAUUAUCAUUAUCAGCUCGGCCGCGUAUCUUUUGAUCGUUGUGCAGGAAACAAAGAAUGAUUCUCCCACUACAAUAUCUCGUCGAUCCAAAGCCCUCGACAAUCUAAGCUUCCGUGGAUUAGAUUCAGCAAAUGUUCCCGAGUGAUCCUGUAUCCGUGGUUGUCGCCGUCCUCGGCGGCCUGUUCCUCCUCCGUGCCGGGCUAUCCUUCAAGUGCCUGCUCUACCUCCUCGGGCGGUGGUGGUCGUGGUUGGACGAGCACACGCAUGCUUAUCAGCACUUCGAGAUCCCGCGGUACACCGAGAGCGGGCUGGAGAACCCCCUCAUUCGCCACGCCACCGCCUAUGUCGCUACCCUUUCCUCCCAUGAGUGCGCCGGCGCCCCCGCUGUCGCUAUCGUCUCAUCUGGCUACGAACCCAAUGAGUUCUCUCUCCACCCCGCCCCCGGUCACCCUGUGCCCGACUCCUUUCUCGGCUGCCGCCUCUCCUGGUCUGCCACUGGUGGAGGGAACCGCCUCGUCCUUCGCCUCCGUCGCCAGGACUGCUCACGCGUCCUACGCCCCUACCUCCAGCACGUCGAGUCCGUGGCCAAGAACCUCGAGCUCCGUCGGCGCGAGACCAAUCUCUUCGUCAUCUCCAGCGGGGGCGGGGAAAGUGGAGAGCCGAGGUGGAGGCCGGUGGCGCCUUUCACACAUCCGGCGAGGCUCGAUACGGUGGCGAUGGACCCGGAGGUCAAGGCCUGGGUGCGUGCCGACCUCGAGGCGUUCCUCAACGGGCGGGCCUACUACCACCGCGUCGGCCGCAACUGGCGGCGGAGCUACCUCCUCCACGGCCCCCCGGGGACGGGGAAGACCUCCUUCGCCGCCGCCAUUGCCAACUUCCUCUGCUACGACGUCUACGACCUCGACCUCGCCCUCGUCUCCGACGGCAUAGACCUGAAGGCCCUCCUCCUCGCCACGGGCACCCGGUCGGUGAUCCUCGUCGAGGACCUCGACCUCUACCUCAGCGCAAAGGGAGGCCACGAAGGCAACUCGAGGCACGCCAGGAUGCUGAACUUCAUGGACGGCGUCUUAUCGUGCUGCGGCGACGAGAAGGUGAUGGUGUACACAAUGACCAGCAUAGAAGCGGUGGCCGCGGCGGUGCUGCGGGAGGGUUGGCUCGACGUCCACAUCCACUUCCCGAUGUGCGACUUCCAAGCAUUCAAGACGCUGGCGAGAAUCUACCUGCGGCUGAACGACCACAAGCUGUAUCCGAUGGUGGAGGAGGUGUUCCAGAGCGGCGCAAAGAUGAGCCCGGCGAAGGUCGGCGAGAUCAUGAUCGCGAACAGGGGGUCACCGAAGCGGGCGCUGAAGUUGGUGAUCACGGAGCUGCAACAUUUGUCGUCGGCGCCGAACUUGGGACAACAACUGCUUGAGCGGAAGGACCGCGGGGGCGAUGAGCCGGUGGCAGAGGACGACCCACCGACCGUGAGGGAGAUCGGAAGAUGGUGUGGGGUAAUCAGGACAAGGAGUAGGGGGCUUUGUUGACGCCGGUGAAGGUGGCGGCCGCCUCAGAUUGGACGUCGGAUAAGUUGGAUCCCGUCGAAGACUUACUGAUCUUUGGGUCGUUUAGCUCAGA
This is a messenger RNA of Musa acuminata AAA Group (dessert banana), 1919 nucleotides long. RefSeq names its product AAA-ATPase At2g46620-like. Gene Ontology annotation, molecular function: ATP hydrolysis activity; ATP binding. NCBI's taxonomy places the organism in Eukaryota, Viridiplantae, Streptophyta, Magnoliopsida, Zingiberales, Musaceae. The transcript has a single exon. Bases 437 to 1828 code for a protein of 463 amino acids. The record is from RefSeq and is a predicted model, not a curated record.